AUGUCGUCGGGGUGGAUGCAAGAGAUGGAGCCGAUUCCCGAAGAAGGGACCGAGGCGGAUGGGUCCGAGUGGGGCGCCACCUCGGAAUCGGGCACCGCGCGGCGGACCAUGCGGAAGAAGGAGAUCUACACCUCCGAACAGAUCAACACUCUCGUCAGGUUUGUGCUUGGUGGCCUAGCAAUUUUCUAGGCCAUGUGAUAUUGAAACUGUGAAAGCGUUCUUUAGGACAGUCCUCACGAUCCGCGGCCUAGAAAAAGUAAGGCCAGCGCUCCUCGCUUCACUUGUUAUUAUUAUUAUUUCCGAAUUACCAUUACAUAGCCGCCGAAACCGUUGUGUUAUGUGCCCGCAAGGUUGCUUGCAUUAAUGAGAACGAUAAACAAGGAGAAAGAGUGGGAUGCCACGUAGACGCAGACAAUCGGACACGGGCGGGAUGCCAAUACGGGCGUAAGCUAAUCCGUCCACGCAAAUGGUGCAAAGCCGACGAACGGAAACGCACAGUUCAAUUUCGGGUUAGCCGAUAAUAUUUCGGUCUAGGUGUUGGUGGUCUAACUCAUACAGUUUAUGACCUAGAAAACUUUAGUGAAAAUGCUAGGCCAUCGCCAGUUUUGAACCGGGUCUACUAACUUUUUGAUCGGGUUUCCUACGUCACAUUCAUUUUCAUAGUAUCAAAGGUUUUCACCCUUUCGACACAAGAAAGGUUGUGCUAGAGCAGUGUGGCCUAAAAUUUUCCAUUUGUUGGGUUUCUAGGUCAUGGGAUAUUUUAGUAGGUCCCAACAGCCACCAGUGUCCGAUCAGAUCACACACAUGUUUGACCCGUUCCGUUAGGAAAAGCGAAAAGAGAGAGAAAGAGAGAGAGAAAGUAAACAUUUCUUUGGGGUCACUAUCAAAUCGGAGCUCUUCCAUUCGACGGAACCACCAUAAAAUGUAUGAUUGAGACUGUGUACAGAAGAGAGAGAGAGAGAAAGAGAGAGAGAGAGAAGAAAAUGCCAAUGCCAAUGCACACACAUUGUUUUAUGUGUUGUUUGCUCGCUUGUGCACAAUGAAUCACUCGUUUCUUUUUGGCACCUUGCCAAAGUGUCCAACGGUCCGAAACUGCGCAAAAAAGAAGAAGAAGAAGAAUAAUGACUAGUUGGUGUGAAGGAAGAGAGAGAGAGAAUGUGUGAAAUCAAAUUAAAUGUCCUCUUCCUCCUCCUCUUUCGCCUACUCGUUCGUUUCGUUCGUUUCGCAGCGGUUCUUCUCCUUCUUCUUUCUCUCUUUCUCCAUUGUUCAUGUUUGCUUACCUUUCGAUUCCAUUUCGCCCAUUCCCUUUUCAUUUUUUGCUUCCAUCUCAGAGCUAGUGGCCUAGAUAAUUCAAAAAAGCCAAAGUUUGGCCAUCAUUCGUUUUCCAGUUUGGGCUCACCCUCCAGAUAGACUCGAAAGCAAACAUUCCAAGUAUUUACACCUAGGACAUUCUCUUGUCCACUUGCGAAUUUCGAAAUUUCGGAAUUCGAAUCAAAACCGUCCAAUUUCCCAUUCCCCAAGCUCCAACAAGUGUUGGCGGUCAGGUUCUCUCUUGACCAUUCGUCGAAAUCCGCACUUUUCGCUCCACUCCCACCACUUUUCGAUCGGUCCGCGCGGACAGGUCGGAAGAACACGAAUCAUGGUGAAAGUGUGAGGAGUGUCCCUUUGAGGAACACUUGACAACCCGUCAAAUGACUUUUUACAAAGGAAGAGUGAUAAAUAGGUGAAUUAUGUAAAAGUCGAUGCGAACGCGUUUUCUAAAAUAAUUCGACUGAAAGUUGGUUAGCUCGCCGCCGCCGCGGCCUCAAAGAUCACAGUGUCUCGCUAAUGCAAUUCGUUUCCGCCCAAAAAAAUAGAAAAAAGUUUAGUUUCCCAUCAUUGCACAUGCUCGCCGCGAGCACAACUUGACCCCUUUCCACUCUUUUUUCUCAUCGGCGAGCGCGAAUUUCCGGAGAAAGCACUUGUUCCGCAGUGCGGCUCAUCUCUCUCUCUCUCUCUUUCGCUAUUACACAAUAAUUCCGGCCUUUUCAUAGAUCUCAAUGAUUCACGUACAUUUCAUUUCUGAUAAGACGCCAAUAGCAAACAUGUGUCGUCCGUGUCCCCAACCCCCACCGAGACACUUUUCCCCUUUCACCUUUGAUGUGACCCAAGUACUCUAUUGAAAAUGUUUGUGGUCCGGAACUAACUAGAUUUUCUGAGAAUCUCGUCUAGAAAUGAAUUUAUUGUUUGCAGCACAGUUCCCAAAGAGGCGGUUCCGCAAGAGUGGCUCGUCGAGAAUCAGGUCGUCGAUCCAGAGUGAGUUUUUUGAAAUUUUUGAGAACAAUUGCGCACAUUUCUUCAUUUCCCGACAAAAAAUGCGAUUGUUUAUCGAUUGGACGUUUCGCAACCGUGUUUUCCCCGAUUUUUGACUCAGGUAUCGGAGCGAACCUGCAAUUUCGAUUUUCUUGAAGCCGCUCGCAAAAAUUUAACCUUUGAGCUCCUCGGAAAUUGGUAUUUUGGAGAAAAAUUCAAAAUUUUAGAAGCAAACUUUGUGUUUUUUGCAAACGUCGAGCUUUUUCGAAGCUAAUAUUGAAGUGUAUAUAGUUAGCCGCAAAGAUUUGUCGAAAUGCGAUUGACCCGAAACCAGAUGUUCGGUGCCCAGCUGCGCCCUGCCGCGGGGCUUCCAAAAACAAGACACAGAGUCGCAUUUCUUGUUUUUGUCAGCAAAUAGGGUCUCGCCACGAAAAUAAAAAAUCAAUCCAAUAUUUAUGUUGCAGAAUGGCCACUUCGUACCUGACCGAAUCGCUGGCGGGGCCCACAAGUGCGAGGGGGUCUUCGUAUUCCUACUCGUACGAAUCACACUACGACAAUCCGCCGGAAGAGGAGUAUGAGCAUUUUACGAACGAGGACGGAGUGCAUCAAAUGCAAAAAGUGAGUGGUGACCUAGCUUUUUCUCUUCCACCGGCCUCAAAGGGGCGGGGGGGUGGGGCUAAUCCGUUAUCAAAGGGAAAACGGAAAAGAAAAUCGAAGAAAAUGAUAAUAGAGGAUGACCCUGAUGUCGCUCUCUUUCUCUUUUUCUAUCAUAUCAACACGAAAAAGGGUCAAUCAAUCCUUUCGCUGUGUGUUUUCAUUCUCUUUCCAUUUUUCUUCUCAAAACAAUCGCUCCCUACACACACACACACACACACAAACAUACAAUAUCAUUCAGGUGACACGAGUGACAAAAGUGACGACGACCCGCUCGGUCCGUCAGAUUCCCGUCCAGUCACCCUACUCCAACAUCGACUUCGACUCAUCGGGCCUUCCGACGCCGUCGCCCGUCAUCGAACGCGACUCGAGCAUCGAAAUGAUGGCCAGAUUGGGUGGACACGACGCGGAGGACCGCGCCGCGCCGCCGCCUGCACCGCCAAACCGAUUCGCCCAUGAGGGUAAGUGCGCUCCGCGCUGAAUUUAAACAAAUAUCCUUUCUUGUGGCCUAGAAAACUCUUUCUCUUCCAGACAGCGGAAUCCCGUCGGCGCCAGGAGUUCCGGAUAUCAUCGACACGGGAAUCGGCGAGGUGACGGUCGCGUGGAGUGCUCCGUUGGCGCGAAAUGGCGACGGAGGCAUCCGCGGAUACCAACUCCAAAUGAGGGAACUUCCGGACGGAGAAUGGGAGGAUAUGGGCGUCGAUCAACUGAUUAAGGAUACUUCUUGUCGAGGUGAAAGAUACAGACAAUAUUUGCCCAGAUUCUGACUCACUUUCUGUUUUGCUACUAUGUUUUGUCGAAUUCUGACUCACUUCUUCAUCAACUUCUUCCCGUUACGUUUUCUCGGCUCCUGAAACACCUCCGAGUAUAACAUUCGUCUGGAACCCUUUCGUUUUUGUUCGUUGGCGAUGAUUCCCUUCCGAUUGACCUUCGUCGGCACCUCUUUCCCGCUGUGAAGGCAUCGAAAAGAACAUGCCCCCUGAAGACGUCCUUCUAGUGUUCAGCGUACUGGUAAUGAAAGAUUUGUAUCUUUUCACCGCCCAAUUUCCACUUUUUUACUUUGAUUUCCACCUACUUUCAGCCAAUCACGCUGCAAAAUUAACUUCGAAGUGUGUCAUGUACCUUUAAAGUUACAGAAAUCUUAACGGGUUUAUUUUACUAAAUUUUCAAAAGAUUAACAGAUUUUUGAGCUGAAUUUUCUAGCGAUCUAGUUAAAUUCUAUGCCACAAUUGCUGUUUUUCAGUUGUUUUGCCAUAAGUUCCAAGAAAUAACUUGUUAAAAAUAAGUGCUGUACCUUUAAAUCUACAGUGACCUGUUCGGCGCGAAUUUGUAAACUCAGAGCGUUUUCCCGCUCUUUCAACGCGAUUUCCUUCAGUUUUCUCGUUGCAACACCAUUUCCCUGUCGACCUUUCAGCGAUAAUCUUUCCGACGCCAUCUUGUUUAUAACAUAACACAUCCAGAAUGCAUCGAAAGUGCGCGAAACCUCCGGGGCUCGCGAUAACCAUCUCGUGGCGGUACCUUCCGACCUCUUUCCUUCCUUUCAACAUAUUCCUACGUUUCGCACACCAAAUUUCUGCUAAAAUGAUUAUAAAAUUCUCGAAAACUGUGGAAGACCAUCAGAGUUUCGCAGAAGUUGAUGAAGAAGGUUCGAGUUUGGGGGCAUAUUCGCUUUAUUGCUAAGAAAAAAACAAAACAUCUAUCAAUAAUUUGAGCUUCCUUCAUUGCAGUUACGAAUCUAACAUCGCACGAAGUGCAAUUCCGAGUGUCCGCCUACGGAAGAACCGGAUUUGGACCGUCGUCGAAUCCGUCGUUACCCGUCAAAAUUCCGAUCAGUGAGGAGGAUCUUGCCACGUGUAAGUUCCGGAUUCUAGGCCACCUUUAUAAUAAUAGGGUGUUGGGGGCCACAAUUCGAUUGAUUUAUUGCCUGCAAUUUGGCAGUGUUGUUAGCUGGCGCCUUUAAACUUAACUGCCAGCUAACAAAGCUAAAAGGCGGAUAACCUAUUAAUAUUUGCAGCUGCCGAAGGGCCUCUCGCUCCCGGCAGACCGUCGGUCAUUGCCGUCGACGGCCAGGGCGUGCUUCUCGAAUGGACGGCGCCGGUGGCCGACGUGACCGCCUCGCCCCCACAAGGAUACCAGGUCGAGUACCGGGUGUACGGCAGCCGUGACUGGCUGAUCGCCAACGAGCUGCUCGUCCAUGACACCAUGUUCACGGUCGAAAACCUGCGGCCGAACGGCGUCUACGAGUUCCAGGUGCGCGGAAAGAAUCAGGACGGCUUCGGGCGGCCUAGUCUCUCGUCGGGAGCGGUCGCCAUCCGACCCGCCGCUCCGCAGCGGUCCCUGCCGAACCGAAGGGUUUCGGAGAGUGUCUCGCCGGCCGGACAGCCCCAGAUGGUCGAGGCGGGCGAUGAUUGGGUGAAGCUCGAGUGGGCGCCGGCCGCCGAAAACGCCGGAUAUGUGGUCGAGUACCGGGAGGUCGGCGAUCCCACGUGGCACACGGCCAACUACGAUCCGAUCGUGCAGAAUGGAAUACAAGGUGAGCACGUUUUUCUAGGUCACGGUCGGAAGAAACAAGAAACUUCCCAAAAAAGGUGCGCAAUCCUAGAAAAUGUGAUAAAUUGCUGGAAUCCGACAACCGAAAUACGAGUUCAAUAACCGAACAGUACUUGUUUGCCCACAAUCCAAUCAUUUUCUUGCAGUGGAAGGCCUCCGCCGCAACUCGACCUACGAAUUCUGCGUGAUUUCGAUCGUCGACGGCGUCUCGUCGCACCCCUCCGACACUUCUGAUAUCAUCCAUUUGCGGCCGAUGGGACGAGCUUCUUCGUUGCGAGUCGUUCCCGAAAUGGCCGACGCGCCCGAGUUUCUCGACAUUGACGGCGACAAAAUCACCAUUUGUUGGCUGCCGGCGCAUAGUACACUUCCGGUUACGGUAGGCGCGGACUAGAAAUCGCACGGCCACCGCCACCACUUCCUUUUCAGGGCUAUGAUGUGGAAUUCCGCGAUUUGCAACAAGACGAUCGGUGGUACAAGGUGAACGAUCAGCCGGUGUUUGCGUGCAAAAUGACGGUCGGCGAUCUGAUUCUCGAGCACGACUACCAAUUCCGAGUGCUCGCGCACAAUGCCUCCGGAUGCUCGCAACCAUCGCCGCCCUCGCAAUUUGUGCACAUCGAGCCGAGCAGCAGUAAGAAAAAGAGUCAUCGAUGAGUCAUUUCCCUUAUCACUUCUUCUUCCAGACCGCCUCUCCUCGCUGGAAUCGCCACACUUGGGUCAUCACGACGUGGUCAAGUACGUUGAAGCCGAACGAUUCGGAGCUGUGCCGUUGCUCCAGGAGGAGAUGGUCCGAGAGUCGCCGCCGCUGCCCGAGAGGGACGAUUCGCCGCCGCCGCUUCGUAGAGCCAAUAGCAAUAGUGAGUCAUGUGGCGCUCUACCGCACAAGUGAUGGUGCAAUUUCGUCUUUGCCGAAUUUCUAGGCCAGAAGUUCCCAGCAAUGGGAAAAUUUCGAUUUUAUCUGUUUUAAAAAAAAAAACAUGAAUCUCUCUAUUUUCAGUCCAAUGGCGAGAUCCGUCGCUGAAAGAAGUGGUCGAGUACCUGUCGUCGGCCGACAAGGACAAGCAACUCAACGCGAGCGGAUACCUCCAACAUCUGAUGUACACGGACAAUAGCCUCAAAGAAGAGGUCCGGGAGCACGGAGGAAUCCCCCGACUGAUUGCCCUGCUGAAAAGCGACGUGCCGCGGAUUCAGAAAAACGCAUGCGCGUGCAUCAAGAACGUGUGCUUCGGAAAAACGAACGACGCGAACAAGAUGGCGGUGAUGGAGGCGGACGGAGUGCGACAUUUGGCCGAAGUGCUCCGAACCACCCACGACGCUUCGGUCAAGGAAGAGGCGACGGCGGCUCUCUGGAACCUGAGCUCGGCGGAUCCGCUGAAGCCGGUGAUCCUCGAUGCGGCCACGGAGAUUCUGAGUCAGCAGGUCAUCGCGCCGAUCUACCAUAGCGCAUCGAACGGUGGAACUUCGAACGGAUCUUCCGUUGAUCCCUCCCGACACUUUGCCUCCACUCUUUUCAAGAAUUCUACCGGAAUCCUUCGCAACGUCUCCGCGGCUUCUCAACAGGCGCGACGACGUCUUCGCGAUGUUCCCAAUCUCAUCGAAGGCCUCGUUUACUUCCUGACGCACGCGAUUCAAAAGAGUCAGGUGGACACGCCGACUGUCGAAAACGCGGUGUGUCUGCUCAGGAAUUUGAGUUAUAGGAUUCAGGAAGUGGUCGAUCCGAACUACGACCCGGCGUCCGCUCAUCUGAAUGCGAAGAAUGUGAAGCAUGCGCCGUCGCCGAAGCCGAAGAAGAAGGAAAAGGAGAAGAAGAAGGAUCAGAAGAACCCGAAGAACAUUGUCUCCGGAGCGGCACUUCUCUGGCAGCCGAACGUCGUCAAACUGUAUCUGAAGCUACUCCAGGACAGCUCGAACAUCGAGACGCUCGAAGCGUCGGCGGGCGCCAUUCAGAACCUCGCCGCAUGUCAAUUCCCGCCCUCUGCGGAAGUGCGUGCGGCCGUCCGCGUUGAAAAAGGUCUUCCAGUGCUCGUGGAGCUCAUCCGAUUGCCAGAGGACUUUGUCGUGUGUGCGGUCUCCACCGCUCUCCGAAAUCUGUCGAUUGAUCCCAGGAAUCGAGAGCUUAUCGGUAAAAAAAAAAGAUUUACAAUUGUUCUCUACGAUUUUUCGCAAAGCUUCAGGAAAAUACGCGCUCCGCGACUUGCUCGAGAAGCUCCCGGAAGCGGGAAGUGCUCGCCGUGCGGCCGUCUCCGAUCAGACCAUCGGCGCCGUGCUCGGCAUUCUUUUCGAGAUUGUUCGCAGCAGUGCCGCCUACACAAAAGACGUGCACGAGCUCAAAGGUACUGCGUGUUUCAAUCAUUUUUGCAAAUCUCUUUUUGACUUCAGGCACCGACAAGCUGCGCGCACUGUCUCGUUCGUAUCCGACGUACUCGCAUCGGGUGUGCAAGUACGCAAGUCAGGUGCUCUACGUGAUGUGGCAGCACAAAGAACUGCACGAUGGAUUUAAGAGAAGCGGGCUCAAAGAGGCCGACUUCUACUCGGGAACUGCCCGCAGGUUUGUGAAAAAUCAGCAAAUCUAAGACCCCGACGUUUCGGAACCCGACAUUUCGAAACCACGACGUUUCGCAGCUAACGUGAACAACUGAACUUAUCGAUAAAAGUUUACGUGAGCACGCGAGACGGCGCGGUAUCGUAACGUUCGGUUGCAAAACGUCGGGAAGCAAUUUGUUUACGGUUUUCACAGAAAAUGUAGUUUGAAAGGAGCAGAACCCUUGAUAAAUUGCACAUUUUCGUUCAAACCCAUCUAAUUUCCAGAGGCGACUCCUCGACCCUGGCGCGUCCGAUCUCUUCGCAAGGCCGCGAACGCCCGUCUAUGCACAACCUGGACGAGACGCUUUCUAGCGGCGGCGGCUACGGAACGAUGAUGUCCGACGGUCGAGCCGGUUCGGCGCACCGCCCGCCCUCCGCCACGUCACAAACUAUUCAGCGGCGGUACGAUCAAGUGCCGCGCGAGCCCGUCUACGCGGCCGUUCACAAGCAACCGUCGCCACGUGGCGGCGUAGAUGAUAGUUGGGUAUAA
Molecule: messenger RNA, 8566 nt
Organism: Caenorhabditis sp. 36 PRJEB53466
Lineage: Eukaryota; Metazoa; Nematoda; Chromadorea; Rhabditida; Rhabditidae
Source: the annotation of a GenBank genome assembly